UUCUAGACGGUGACGAAGGCAUUAACAAGUAUUCUAUGACGAGGGGAGCAGGUGGUCAAGAGCUGGGUAUGACCGACAAUGACCAGUUCAAUGCAAGCAAGCUAUUGGCGAUGCAGAAAGUACUACUGAGUCUUUGCAGCCGUGGGAGUAUUGCUGUCCAGAACUGAUGGUGGAAGAAGAAGGGACGUGGUUCACACGUACAAAUGACGGGUAUUCCAACGCCGAGGAGCUUCGCCGAGGGGCAAGAGACGGAGUCCCUGCCACUUGUUCUUUCAAUGUCGAGUUGUCCGGGGCUACUGCGCGAGCAUAAUAUGGGCUUUGUGGAAGGGUCAAUCGUCAACAAGCACUUGCUGCAAGUCGGGAUAUCGAUGCAAGUCGCAGCAAGAGCAAAUGUCUUGUGUAUUCAUGCGGGCAGUUCAAUCAUCAGUCAUCAAUCAGCAGCGUCGGGGGGGGGAUUUGACAUAAACUGGGCUGGAGAUAAUGAUGUGUAGCGGGUCCCGAAGGGGGGUAUGCCACAGUGCAAGGGCCUCUUUGGCUUGUCAGCGCGCGCGAAUA
Messenger RNA from Pseudomassariella vexata, 555 nucleotides. RefSeq lists its product as uncharacterized. NCBI's taxonomy places the organism in Eukaryota, Fungi, Ascomycota, Sordariomycetes, Amphisphaeriales, Pseudomassariaceae. The record is from RefSeq and is a predicted model, not a curated record. The coding region runs from base 204 to 491 and encodes 95 amino acids. The transcript has a single exon.